CUAGAAGUCAACCUAUCUCAGUACAUACAAGCAAAUCCCUUAUUUUGAAAGCAAACAUUGGCCGUCCUUCCCCAGACAUGGCGGCCCCUGUCCACAAAGCAGACUGCUGGAGAACUCCUGAAAUCUACAAACAUCACGAACAGAGAAAAGUUUGCAUUUCUCGACCAAAAUAUCGAGAUGGUAGGAAAGCUAAAGCAGUAAAGGUUUACACCAUCAACCUAGAGUCACGCUACCUGAUGGUGCAAGGCGUCCCAGCCAUCGGGGUGAUGCCUGAACUGAUCCAGCGCUGCGCCCUGUACGGGGUCAUCGAGGAGUACAGGCCCCUGGACGAGUACCCCGCUGAAGAAUUCACAGAGGUCUACCUCGUCAAGUUCCAGAAGCUCACCAGUGCAAGGGCUGCUAAGCGGCACCUAGAUGAGAAGAGCUUCUAUGGGGGUGUGCUCCACGUGUGUUAUGUUCCCGAGUAUGAAACCGUGGAGGACACCAGGCUGAAGUUACAAGACCGACGUAGAUACGUGAUGAGGACAUGCCAACAUAUAGCUAGAGAAAGGGAGCAGACGAAAGAAGCUACCGAGGAGGACCCUAAACCACCUGACCCCGCCCCCAAAUCAGAGAGGUCCUCCAGAUCAACUGAUGAAAAACGUCCUGCUGCUGCUGCUGCUGUCUACACCCCAGCCCCACCGAGCAGCAGCCAUUACCUGGGCUUUCCAAUGCUGCCGUUCCCACCUCAGGAAGACCGUUGGUACAGACGCAACACAACUCAAGCCAGGCCGUCAGAGGACAGAAUGGGGUCGUUACACAACGCGUUCCCUGACACAGCACCGUCUGACACACCAGGAACCAGCACGGGGGUCCAAAGUCAAGACACAGAGACACGGGUGACUCCGAAGCUAGCCUCUGCGGCGAUGUUUGUACCGAGGACCACACAUUUGGAGAACAGGAAGCGUAGGCUGCAGGCGCCCCGUGACCCGUUGUUGUUGUCAUAUGACGUCGUGGGGGAGAACUCUCCUCUCGUUGGUCCUCAGCUCCCGGAACCGCCCCGGUUGGACAUGGAGGAUGAAUCACUGAACACGACCGUCGACCAGAUCAGGAACACACUGAAACAGGUGGACUCAGUUACUGCAAACAAACCAGCGAAGGUGAAGAAGACUAAGCCUCGCCGCAGGAUUUGAGAUCUUCCUUCUGUGGUGUUUCGCAGAGACUUUUAUCACCCAUCCAGACUAUUUAUACAUUUAUUUUUACACUUUCUGUUAGAGAAAUAUGAACAAAUCUUUUGAAUAUAUUUUUAUUAAAACAAAAGAAAUUCACAUUCCAUACUAAUUCUUCAUCGUUCCGACAGAUCUUGGAAAGCUUGCUGCUCAAACACCAAUAUACUCUGAAAACAAGAAAGGUUUGAGUAUUAUGUCAAGUAGCAAUAUUGAAAAUGAGAUCCAAAGACAUCAAUUUUAUUUGAUUGACACCUUGGCGUCAGGGAGACACGUUCCGAAGGCUUCAAGUAGCAGGUUCUCUUCUUUGACUGCCUUCUCAAAGUCUAUAAAAGAGAGUCUGCCGUCAUGGUCAUGGUCCUGAGGGCAGGAAAAAUUACAAUUCAUGAAUCUUUUCUUGUGGUCCAGACCAGCCCUUCAGAAAGCAAAUUUUGUGACAAGUAGCCUGCCAGUUAAUUUAUAAAGCCCUCUUCAUGCACAAAGGUUGUUCAGAACACCUGACAUGCAGAAUCACAAUGAAAGACUCUUGAAGGUUCAGUCGACAGAAAUAAUUUAAAUGAGCGAUCUAAAAUUAAUAUACGGUCAUUCAAUUUGAUAGAUUUAUUUUUCGAUUUCUGACAAUGAAUGUCAAAAGUUUGGGCAAUUCAACUUUGAAUUCCGAGUAAGAUCCCAGUAGAGCUUCCCCCAUACCAUCUUCUUGACCGUGAUCUCCACCAGGUCUUUGAUGCCCUCGUCGGGGUCUUCCUCCGUCAGCUGCCUGAUCAGACUGUUCUUCAACAUGUGAAACAUCUCCUCCCGGGAGAUGAAGCCAUCGCCAUUCAAGUCAUACACGUCAAAGCAGUCUGGUCACAGAAACAAAACAACUAGGGUUAUUAGGGUUAUUACCUUAUUUUAUUAUCCUUGAAAGUAUGCUUGUAUAUUACAUUUGAUUUUUUCGGCCAAGGUCCCACGAAGGAAAACAGACAGUCCCUCAGUCCACUCUCUGACACUGACGAAGCUGUCGUUGUCCUUAUCAAACGCCCGAAAAACUAUAAGAAAACACAAACCACAACUAACGGUAUUUUAUCAAUCUCACUCGCGUUAUCUCUGAACACAAUGGUUCGCAUUUAAUUUACGUUACUUUUGCAGCUGUUAAUAUUGAAUGACACUUUUUUUUCAUUAAAUGUUAUAACAUUUAGAAAUCUGUCCCAAUCUGGCAACACUGCUCCUACCUCCAUCCAUUAGCAUGUCAUCAGUCAUCCCGAAGGUGUUGUGCAGGAUGCUCCUGAACCUCCCUCUGUCCAAGCCGUGCACAGCCCGUCCUGACGCCGCCACGUCCCCCAUCAGUCCGUUGAAGAGCCGAAUCAGGCACUCUAC
This is a messenger RNA of Gadus chalcogrammus (walleye pollock), 2561 nucleotides long. RefSeq names its product RNA binding motif protein 48 (gene rbm48). Gene Ontology annotation, molecular function: nucleic acid binding. The transcript is spliced from 5 exons. The record is from RefSeq and is a predicted model, not a curated record. Lineage: Eukaryota; Metazoa; Chordata; Actinopteri; Gadiformes; Gadidae. Gene Ontology annotation, cellular component: nucleoplasm. The coding region runs from base 78 to 1172 and encodes 364 amino acids.